Linnemannia hyalina is the source of this 2007-nucleotide messenger RNA. The record is from the annotation of a GenBank genome assembly. NCBI's taxonomy places the organism in Eukaryota, Fungi, Mortierellomycota, Mortierellomycetes, Mortierellales, Mortierellaceae.
AUGAAGAUGCGCCUUCCGUUUCUAAAGAGGCACUCCAGAACUGCCUCUAAGGGAACCUCUGUUGCCUUGGUCCCGGCUCCCUCCAAGCAGGCACCCUCGCCUCUCGAUAUCCCAGAAAUCUUGGAGAUGAUCUUCUCUUUUGUCGACGAUCACACCCGCUUCAAGACGGUCGUCCUUGUCUGUCGCCAAUGGUGUUUUCUGAAUUGGCGUUUCGUCUGCAAGGAGGUGGUGUGGGAUGGAAGGUGGAAAUCCGAUAGUUUGACAACAACACUGGCCAAGAUACCCGGAUCUCAGCACAUUCGCUGGCAUAGCGAAGUCGGUCAUGACCAGGAAUCGCAGUGGGAUCGACUCAUGAAGGUCCUCAAGUCAAACCACGAGCACUACCUCAAACGACAACAGCAACCGCAGGGAGAGGCCUCGACAAAACGACUGUCGACGGAUGGACGACGAGAUGAUGGAUCCUGGUUCAUGAGGAGGAGACCCCUGUUCGACGGACCGCUUCAGAAGCUGGACAUAUGCGGUGCCCAUUUUGUCGACGGCCAGAUCCACGACUUUUUGCCUUUUGCCCAUUGGCUCACCAGUCUUUCCUUUCAAUUGGGCCAGAGCUGCGAGUUCAACAUGUCGUCGCUUUUCAACGCCUGUCCUGGACUGGAGGAGCUCCGUGCAGAGACGGAUGAAGGAGCUUUCUAUCUCCCCGGACAAUGGAUCCCUCUUGAGGCGUCCAAGCCAUUAGUUCUUCGAUCAUUGUUACUGAGGAACGCCCACUUUUCUCAGUCUAGUCUCGAGGACCUCUUGGUUGUCACACCACGCCUCGAGGAGCUCAAGUUGAUCAACCUGGCGAGAGGGAACGGAUGUUAUCCGGAGGAGGGUCAAGUUACGUCAAAGUACCACUGGAACAGCCUAUUUCAGCACAUCCGGGCUCUCCCACUCCGGCUGCGCUCUGUCCACUUUUCUGUCCGUGAUGAAAUCAUGACACAGGCCGAUCUGCGGAGUAUGCUGUUCGAUGUCUGCCCACGGUCGACCGAGUGGACACUCUGGGCAAGCGACUUGAAGCCGAUGAUCGUGCAGAGCUUGAACGAGCUGCCGAACCAAAUCACAAGUCUUGACCUUUACUGGCACGACCGGUCAGGUUGUCUCUCGGGUGAUGCUCUCCACCACUUUCUCUGCAACUCUCCGCACCUUUUACACCUCAGGACGUUCAACGUCGGAUUUGAUUUCAAGCGGAUGGAUGUCCACAACCGAGCGGGAUUACGUUACUCCGAUAACUCCGAGGAUCGGCCCACUACAGCCGCCACCACUACCUUGGCGACAUUACCUUCAGGAACAGCAGGAUCAAGAAACGAUGCAGUGGAAGUACGUCCACAAGUCUGGAAGUGCCGCAACCUCAGGACGUUGUACAUUGAGCUUCAUGGCCACGGCGACGAAAUGAUCAAGGACCCGGUACAUUCGAGGAUAGUCUUUGGAUACAUUGCCGCAGUGUGUCCUCAGCUACGCGAUCUCCACAUCAAGGUCCCCUGGACGUGUCGGUCUAACAACGAGGUGUACCAUCCAGCCAUCUGCCUUCGACUCGAGGGAGGUCUCUGUCAUUUGGCGAAGCUGCAGCACUUGUCGCGAUUGAGAUUCCAGGAUUGGACGUUUGGGACAAGCAGAUACGAUUUGAACUGGAUGGUGUCGUCGGGUCAGAAUCUUCGAUACCGGAGGAAGAGGCAGGAGGUGAUGGCACAAUGGGAGCCUUGGCUAAAGGAGGAAGCCGAGCAGGAAGGGAAUAUGAUACAGGUACAGUCUAGGUUGUAUCGUGACGAUUGCGAGUUGCAGAGCGAGCUUUUGGAUCUGGGGUUGUUGAGGGCGGUUAAGGCGAGAAUGGAGGAGAUUGAUAGGGAUGGAGAUGGAGAUGGGUUCCGGUGUUGGCCUGAGAUGCAGGGAGUGUCGUUGAGUGGCAAGUUUGAGCAGCGGCCGCUGGAUGAGCUCAGUUGCCUUUUCCCAUCAAAACGCCUUUCUAUCUUCUAA